UAUUAAACCUGUACAAAAAGACUGGACCAAGGAUGCGAUUGCGAGGUUCCAGGCCCUCACAAGGGGGACUCAGCCUGACGUUCAAGUAGUGUCCUAGAAGAAGAGUGGAUUUGGCAUUGAGAUGAGGUGGAAGGAGCAGAGAAUUGCCAGCAUACUGGUUGCUGAAGAACUGGCUGUUACAGAGAAUGCCAACAUUGCUGAAACACCAGUGGCUGCACCACCAGCUACUCCUCACACAGGUGAUAAGAACUGGUACAGAGCUAUUGUUCUGGGGACAUUUGACACUGCUGCAAGGGUUAUUUAUGCAGAUUAUGGAAAUUCAGAAAGUGUUGAAUGUUCCAGCAUUCUCCCCAUUCAAGAAAAGCACUUGGAGCUCCCUUUUCAAGUUGUGAAGUAUGCACUUGCAGCACAAAGAGAGAGCCCUGGAGAGUGGCCACAGUCGUCUGUAGAGCACUUUAAAACACUGUUGCAAGGCAGGAAGGCAUUUGCAUCAGUGCAGGAGUUUCAUGGGGAUUUGCACACAGUUCACCAGAACAGCUGUGCAGAGGAUGAGUCUGUUAAUGUGGCUCAAAUGAUUGUGGAGGAUUUAUCAAAAUCCAAUCGUAGAAGUACUACUCCCAAGAGUGUAGCUCAGACGACUGUGGAGGAUUUAACAAACUGCACUGCCGCUCCAACGACCACCGGUAUAUAUACCUUAUAAGAUUUUAUUUUCUUGAUUUUUUAAUACAAAAAUCAAGCUUCAAUGUGCCAUAUUGUAAUCAUUUUAAAAAAGAAAAGAAAACAUAAUGUUAUUGUUAUUGCAGACAAAGUGUUGCUGUGCACGCCUGAGCCAAAAAGUAAGGCAGUAUUUUACCUUUCUUAAAUAUUUAUAAAUAUUCUUUUGGUACAGUAUGUGGAAUCUCAAAGGUUUGUAAACCAUGGUUCUAAAUAUAUAUAUAAUCUUUUUUUUUUUUUUUAAAUGACCGCUUUUGUAAUUUUUCAAAGUUGCUGCUGCCUCGUGUUCAGACCCUUCUAACUCGGACAUCCUUCGAAGCAGCGACUGUUAAAGGGUUCAGUUAAACAUGCACACUGAAGGUGUUGGUGGCCUACAUGGCUGCCAUGUUCAGGUGACUUUUUAGAUGUCAUGAUUUUUCCACGUAAUCCAUUUACUGUCCUCUGGAGAGGGGGAUUGGUCUGCGACUUGCCCAUAGGUAAACAUAUAUAUAUGACACACAUACCAUUGUCUUCCUAUUUGGUACUCCGCUGUAUUCUAUGAUUCCGUUUAGCCCGGGACAGACAGGCAGGCAGGCGCAGCACGCAAGGCAUUUUGCUGCCUGUGUCGCUGCCAUUGCUUUCAUAUGGUGCUGGACGGAUCAGGCACCGGAUGAUGCUGCUAGUCCCGCGGUGACGCUGAGCGGUACCGCUCAGAUCGGAUCUAGAGCGCACAGUCAGUGCAUUACCCAAUCAUAGCCAAGUGCUGACAAGACGUGCUUGCCAGGAAAAAUCAUGAAUGAAACUCUUUUCUACAGAGGUGUCCAAGCACCC
Messenger RNA from Polyodon spathula (Mississippi paddlefish), 1524 nucleotides. Its product is annotated as tudor domain-containing protein 1-like. The coding region runs from base 122 to 700 and encodes 192 amino acids. The record is from RefSeq and is a predicted model, not a curated record. Gene Ontology annotation, biological process: spermatogenesis. Lineage: Eukaryota; Metazoa; Chordata; Actinopteri; Acipenseriformes; Polyodontidae. The transcript is spliced from 3 exons.